Meira miltonrushii is the source of this 624-nucleotide messenger RNA. RefSeq lists its product as uncharacterized. The record is from RefSeq and is a predicted model, not a curated record. Bases 1 to 624 code for a protein of 207 amino acids. Lineage: Eukaryota; Fungi; Basidiomycota; Exobasidiomycetes; Exobasidiales; Brachybasidiaceae. The transcript has a single exon.
AUGUGGUCAACAAUUUUAUUUACACUUAUAUUGUGCUUAUCGUUCUGCGAGCUUGGCUUCACUGCGAAACGAGCAGAUAGAGCAAAGAGUAUCGAUUUAAAUCGAUCACCAUCGCCGGAGAACAGUCCGGAUAAUCGCAGUGCUCUAUCUCAACGGCCAAAUACACAGAGGACAGUGUUUAAGAGAAAAAGUAAAUUUGAUAAAACUUCUCCUGCUUAUCAAGCAAGACAGAUCUUAGACGGACUUGGCCAUCAAAAGGGUUCGAAAGAGUAUAAUUCAAUUUAUCGCUGUACCGUGCGUAGAAUACGUGAUGCACAAAAGAAGGAAUUGGCAAAAGUGUCAGAAAUUGAUAAAGCAGAUUGGGAGGCGAGGAAGGAGAAAAGACGGCAAUAUUCAAGAGAACAUAGAGCCAGAAUUCAACAGAGAAAAGAACUUAAUAUAUCCACUCCGGAAGAUCUCAAGUUCUUCCAAAAAAAUGAAAUCCGACAAAAGAAAAGAUAUCUAAGCAACCCGCAAAAGUACAGGGAUCGUGCUUUACAACAAUAUUAUAAGAGGAAGGCCGCCAAAAAGGAAGCAGAAAAAAAUGGUAAAGAUCAAGAACCCGAUCAAAAUAUACAAAGCUGA